Messenger RNA from Saccostrea echinata, 986 nucleotides. Its product is annotated as leucine-rich repeat-containing protein 72-like. NCBI's taxonomy places the organism in Eukaryota, Metazoa, Mollusca, Bivalvia, Ostreida, Ostreidae. Bases 34 to 834 code for a protein of 266 amino acids. The transcript has 8 exons. The record is from RefSeq and is a predicted model, not a curated record.
CUAGCUUUUCUCUGUUAGUUUUAGCAACCGAAAAUGGCGGGUUCAGAAAAGGCAAUAGAAGAAUAUUUGAAGCAAAGAAAUAUUACAAAGGAAAAGGACGUAGAACAACUGUAUCUGGCAAACAAGGGACUAGAUGAGGUAGUAGAUUUGGGAAAAUAUAAAUUUCUGAGGACUCUUUGGUUGAAUGGAAACAGGUUGAGACGAGUAAAUUUUUUAAACAACAACUUUCACAUAGCAGAACUGCAUUUACAAGACAACCAGUUGGUGGAGAUAACGGGGGCUUUGGGUCACCUGACCUGUUUACGUGUUCUGAUGCUACAGAAUAACCAGCUAACAAAGCUGGAGAAAGUUGUUAGAGAGUUCCAGAAAAUGCUAACACCUCACACACUUAAUUUAUUUAACAAUCCUGUGGCACAGGAGCCAGAUUACAGAAUCUUUGUCAUAAACUCAAUCCCCUCCAUACAGCUUCUAGACAGACAAGAGGUUAGUAAGAAGGAGAGAGAUACAGCCAGGAAAAUUUACGAUCAGGAGCAGGAGAAAAUCCGGGAGACAGUGGCAUUUGGGCGGAGAUCUGAGGGUCCUCCCAUGAUAUACCAUCCCAGUAGUGAUAAAGUCAACAGAUUAACCCUCGAUCCUACAGAAUAUGGGAACAGCUUUAUUAGAGAUAAUCCUCCUUAUGAAACACUAGAAGAUGCAAUAAACGCUCGUCGUAGGAAGAAAUCGGUCACACUUUACACUUCAUUUGAUUGGUCUAAACUUCCUCUUUAUGAACAACGUCGACAGAGUGAUACACCUUUCGAUUCUCCAGAGAUCAUUACCCAUGUAUACCGUUGAUAAUUAUAUCUGUCCAACCAAAUCCUGAACAAUUUAAUAUAUUUUAUUGUCUUUUAAUUUAUUGACAACUGGACACAGUGAUUGAUUUUGCCAAUACAAAUUAUUAAUAUUUUUUUACAGUAUAAAUUGAUACUCUGUGUUGGAUCUGUGUU